Molecule: messenger RNA, 2532 nt
Organism: Antrostomus carolinensis (chuck-will's-widow)
Lineage: Eukaryota; Metazoa; Chordata; Aves; Caprimulgiformes; Caprimulgidae
Product: protein ITPRID2
Molecular function (GO): signaling receptor binding
Source: RefSeq, a predicted model, not a curated record
CCUCUGGGAGCCUCCCUGGAUGAGCAAAGCAAUCCUCUGUUGAAGGGCAUGCUGGUGAGAAAUGGAGGAAGUUUUGAAGAUGACUUAUCCCUGGGAGCUGAAGCUAAUCAUCUGCGGAGUGAUACCCAAAUGGAAACAUGCAAUGGUGUUCUGGCAAAGGAGAGGAGGCUGCAGUUCCACCAGAAAGGGAGAAGUAUGAACUCCACCGGGUCUGGAAAAAGCAGUGCGACUGUUUCAAGUGUUUCUGAAUUACUGGAGCUUUAUGAGGAAGAUCCUGAAGAAGUGCUCUAUAACCUCGGAUUUGGAAGAGAUGAACCAGAUAUUGCUUCAAAAAUUCCAGCAAGAUUUUUUAAUUCAUCAUCAUUUGCCAGAGGGAUAGAUAUCAAAGUGUUUUUGAAUGCCCAAAUACAGCGCAUGGAAGUGGAAAAUCCAAAUUUUGCUUUAACAAGUCGUUUUCGUCAGAUUGAAGUGCUUACUACUGUGGCCAAUGCUUUUUCUUCUUUGUAUUCUCAAGUCUCUGGGACUCCUUUGCAGAAAAUUGGUAGUAUGAAUUCAGUGUCUUCCAGCAAAGAGGCAUCCAGCCCUCCCCCUUUAAAUCGCAGCAAUACAGCCAGCCGGUUAAUGAAGACCUUGUCUAAGCUCAACCUUUGUGGCACGCAGCAAGCUGAUGGUAUUGGCUGCUCAACUCCUUCACCUGUUGAAAAAGGGAAAAGUCCAGCUGAACCAGGGAGUGAGGAAAGUGAUGUUAAAAAUGAAUCUAAAUUACCAAAAUACUCUAAAAAGAAAGACUCUCCCUCUUUUUUGGCUACUGUAAAAGAGGAGAUAGCCAGUAGUCAGACAAAUGCUGUGGACGUGUGUAAGCCUGCAAACCUUCCUGCUGGGACUGAAGAUAAGCAAGAGGGCACUGUGCCUCCAGCAGAUGUGCAAAACAGCAGGUUGGCAAGCACUCAGGAUAGACCCUGUGAAGAAUCUGGUCUUUUGGACUCACCAAGCCUCAGCAGCAGUUCCAGUACAUCCAACAGCAGCACCUCAACGCAAAGGCUGCCUGCAGCAUCACCAGGUAGAGAGCCCUGUGCUCCCCUUGCAAACCCGUCCAUAAUGAAUCUAAUGCUGCAGCAGAAGGACUCCUUUGAGAUGGAAGAGAUCCAGAGUACUGAGGGGGAUCUACCGCACGUUCAAGCUUCUCACCAGCUGGCAGUGACCAAGUCAAGGAAAGAUCAGCUGUUACGGACUGCGAGUCAGCACUCUGACAGCAGCGGCUUUGCUGAGGACUCCUCCACAGAUUGUUCUCCAUUUAAUCAGCUUCAGGUUCAGGAGUCUUUGCAGGGCAUGGGAAGUAGUGCUGAGAGCUGUGACAGCGAGACAACCGUGACAUCGCACACUGAGGAACAGAAGACACCAAUAGACAAAGAACUGUCCUGUUUCAAUAAGUUUGAGGAGGAGGAAGAUGAUGAUGAUGAAGAUGAUGAUGAAGAUGAUGACGAUGAUGAAGAGGAUAUUAUCUCUCAAGUAGAGAGACGAAAGGUAGGGGCACCUUCUGAGAACAGAAGGAUUGAUGAUAGAAAAGUUAUAGACUAUGAAACUGAACAAAAUCAAGGAGGAGAAAGCAAGUCAUCUCAUAUAUCAGAGACAGUCCAAGAAGUCAGCUCUAAAGAGGAAGACAUUUCCAGUGAGCAAAAAGAAUUGGAGCUGCUGGAGGAAAGCAGUGUGUUUGAGUUUCCUCAGUACCACACGCACCAUAUCCUCAAGUCGAUGGAGUCUCUGGAAGGUGGAGGCUCCUCCCCAUCAUCCAUGGACAGGGUUCAUGUUGCCUUGCAAAGAGCUGAGAUGAGGAUUGUCAGCACAUCUUCUGAUUCCAGGGCUGGACGUACUCUGCUUAAGUCAAAAGAUCUCCUGAGGAAGCAGAGACUCUGGUUUGCUGAAUCGGGCUAUCCUCUAAGGCGGUCUCAGUCUCUCCCAGCUGCAUUACUGAAUCCAGUGAAAGUGGUGUCCUCUGUGAAUGUCCAGUUAACUCCAGGAAAAGAGACUCUGUGCAGUCCUCCUUCUUUCACCUACAAGUACACACGUGUGGAGGAAGAUGAGAAAACGAUGCCUGAAGAUGACAAAAGUGAGGGUGAGGCAGCUGCCAGCCAGCCAGUGUGCAAAUCUACGCUGUUCAUUGCACCUUUGUCCUCCAAAAGAGAAGUGCCCCAAACUGGGCCCAACAGGCUGUCUGAGGAGCCCAGUCCCACCAGGGUACAGAGCUGCCCGCUGCACACACGGGCACACAUGUCCCAGUCAACGUGCUCCCUCCACUCCCUCCCCACUGAGUGGCAGGACAGACCGCUCUGUGAGCACGUGAGGACACUGAGCACCCACAGUGUCCCAAGCAUCUCCAGCUCUUCCUUUGGCACCUUGCUUUCCCCCUUCAGCUGUCCCUUCUCUCCAAGGCAUGCUGGAUUUCCUCAUCGACCUCAUGCCAUAAACCCACCCUCUACUGUGGAGAUGCAGCUGCGCAGGGCUAUCAGAAACUCUCUGCAGAACCUCUCACAG